AUGGCGGAACAAAACGAUAAUAUUCAGCAGCAACCGGCCAUCUGCAAGACUCGUGAUGAGAUGCUGGCAAAGUUUCUGACUGAUGACAGUCUCAAUGAUAUCAUCCUCAAGGGAACAGACAGUGUGGAAGUUCCGGCCAACCGGUUCUUACUCUCAGCCCGAUCUGAGGUUUUCAAGGGAAUGCUGUUGGGCAAGUUCCAGGAAGCAUCACUGCCUGUUGUAGAGCUUAGCUUUACAGGAAGCGUCCUCCAGGCAGUGGUGGAAUUUGUUCUUACCGAUGACGCACAAAUUCUCAACUCCAAGAAACGGAAGACAACAGAUGGAGAAGAAGAAGAGGAACAUGUUUCCAUUCAACAGAUUGAAUCAUUGGUGUCAUUAGCAGAGGCUGCCUCCUACUUCAAUAUUGCUGGCCUUGGAGAGCUUGUCAUGGAUUAUUGUACUACCGUCCGGAAGAAAUGGCCAUGCUUGUCCUUUGCUUUUUUGCAGGUGUGCCGAACGGCCGGAAACUCGGUGCCAGAUGUGGUUUUGGACAAGGCAAAGAAAUGGGUCCGUAAAACCCCAGCUAAAUCAGUUUCUACCAAUCAUGUUGGCUUUUUGAGUAAAACUGUCAUGGAGGAAAUUCUCAUGGAUUCAGAAAUGGAAAUGUCAGAAUGUGAUCUCUUCAUAAUUCUAAGCCUCUGGGUAGAAGCUGAUCCCAGUCAAAGAAAGGAUUCUGGGGUUUAG
Molecule: messenger RNA, 723 nt
Organism: Seminavis robusta
Lineage: Eukaryota; Bacillariophyta; Bacillariophyceae; Naviculales; Naviculaceae
Source: the annotation of a GenBank genome assembly